Spizellomyces punctatus DAOM BR117 is the source of this 1090-nucleotide messenger RNA. RefSeq lists its product as uncharacterized. Lineage: Eukaryota; Fungi; Chytridiomycota; Chytridiomycetes; Spizellomycetales; Spizellomycetaceae. The record is from RefSeq and is a predicted model, not a curated record. The transcript has 2 exons. Bases 72 to 971 code for a protein of 299 amino acids.
CUUCAAAGUCAUGUGAGCAACCCAGAACUGUUCAUCAGCAACGGUUUUGGGGUUGGUUUUUUUUGUUGCAAAUGACCACGGCGCAACAGCAACUGGGUGAAGUGGAGCUGAUUCGAUGCAUGUUUUGUGGCGAUGGCGAAUUUGAGUUACGAACCGAUGGUCAACGGUAUCAUGCCCUCCAAACCAAGUUGGCCGAUGGUGGCGAGAUGAUCGUGGACGAGAUGGUGUCGUUUGCGGUGACUGUAGAGCUGAUUGACGAUCAUGACACAACCGUUAUGGAACCGCGAAGACUAUCCGUUAACGUCUCUGUUUCCCUGGGGCGGUCAGAAAUUCCGCAAAUAUCCUUGGCGUCAACGGAUUGGUUAACAAAAGAAGGCCACCAAAAACUCAGUACCGCCCUGAUUGCUCACGUUAAUACAACUUGGUGCCAUUCGGAGACUCCCAUCCUUGAGACUUUGGAAUGGCUUCGUACGACGGCACCAAGUCUCAUACCUUCUCAGGUGGAUGAUACACCACACUCUAUCGAAUCAUCUGUCAGUACCACGCACACAUUUGCCCGAGAAUGGAUAUUCCUUCCUCAACUAUACAUGAAAGCGAAACGACAAGACAUGAUAUCAUUUGCACGCGCCUAUUCGCUGACAGGAUUUGUAUGCCCAGGAAAACCAGCUGUGCUAACCGUAGAAGGCCCAAUGGAAAAUAUCGAUCCGUAUCUAGUAGAUAUCAGAACCAAGUCAUGGGCAGACAUUCCAGCCGGUCAUAAAAAGAUGACAGUAGUUCAUCGUGAGGUGAAGGAUUGUGCCAAUAUAGAUGAAUUGAAUGCCUGUAGACGUUUCACAGACAUGACUGAAGUCAGUUUUGAUGUCCAUGGGCAUAGAUCCAAUCACAAUAGUCUAGAGAAGCUAGAGGAAUGGUUGGUUGGACUUGGAUUGGGAGAAGCUUUUGGUCAUCUAUUUCCAGAACUGAGAAAAUGACAAAUGGGCAGAUAUGGGAGCAAUUAUGAGAUGAGUUUUUGCAGCUCCUAGUUUGGGAAUAAGCCAUCAGUAAUAUCCUACACAUGUCGGAUCAAUUUGUCCUCCUGCGAUCACAGAAC